GGAAUUUAAAAAAAAAUGGCAACUGCAUUUCUCUCAACUGCUAGCUCCUUCUACCCAUCUUCUCUUUCCCCUUCAACAUCUUCUUCCUGUUCUUCUUCAUCAUCAUCAACAUUAGGGCCUGCAUUUGUUUAUCUCAACAAUCAAAAUGUCCAAAGAAGAAGAACCCUUUGCAAAGCAUUCAAUGAAUCUCUACUACACGCUCCAGUUUUAAAUAAAAGAGGCUUUUCCCUUUGUUUCAUCACCAGCUUGGUGUUGGCUGCUGGAAAUGGCUGCUCCAAUGCCAUUGCAGCAAUUCUAGAGGCCGAUGAUGAUGAAGAGCUUUUGGAGAAAGUCAAGAAGGAUAGACAGAAGAGGCUUGAAAGACAAGGAGUAAUCAGUUCAUCAAGCAAAGAGAAAGGAUAUUUGCAGGAUCUUGUCUACAAGUUGAGCCAAAUUGGACAAGCCAUUGACAACAAUGAUCUAUCUGCAGCUAGUUCAGUUCUUGGGGGAAGCACUGAUACAGAGUGGGUCAAGAAUGCCAAUGUAGCCUUCAACAAGCUGAGCUCUAGUCCUGAAGAGACAACGCAGGUCGAGACAUUCAAUUCUUCGUUAGCUUCAUUGAUAUCAUCAGCUACAAAAAAUGAUGUUGAAACAUCUAAAGUAGCAUUUGUGGAAUCUGCAACUGCAUUUGAGAAAUGGAUGACCUUGACAGGGCUUACUGGACAACUUAGAGGACUUUGAAGAAAAGUAUGCUACUUUCAUAAGAGUUGCUAUGACUUUGCUCAAUUUAUAUGAGCUUCGGUUGUUAGUAAGAUUUAUCAAUCUCAACAAGCAUACGAAUUUCUCACUUUUCUGUAAGAAUGAGUAUUUAUCCUUCCAAUUGAUUGCAACA
Messenger RNA from Hibiscus syriacus, 871 nucleotides. RefSeq names its product thylakoid lumenal 16.5 kDa protein, chloroplastic-like. The record is from RefSeq and is a predicted model, not a curated record. The transcript is spliced from 4 exons. Lineage: Eukaryota; Viridiplantae; Streptophyta; Magnoliopsida; Malvales; Malvaceae. Gene Ontology annotation, biological process: photosystem II repair. Bases 16 to 720 code for a protein of 234 amino acids.